Molecule: messenger RNA, 2140 nt
Organism: Ochotona curzoniae (black-lipped pika)
Lineage: Eukaryota; Metazoa; Chordata; Mammalia; Lagomorpha; Ochotonidae
Gene: CD300LB
Product: CD300 molecule like family member b
Exons: 4
Coding region: 175-792 (205 amino acids)
Cellular component (GO): plasma membrane
Molecular function (GO): transmembrane signaling receptor activity
Source: RefSeq, a predicted model, not a curated record
GCAUAAUUAGAAGAGGAAACACUCAUUCUCUAGGAGGAAGUGAGUGAGAAGCUCCAGGGCAGGUCAGCCUGCAGAAGGUGUAAGCCUGGGUGCAGGUCCCGCUCUCAGGGUCAGCUGGGAUCUGUGCUUUCCUCUGCUGGUACGUCAAGGGGCCAGGAGAGAGGAGCAAGGACCAUGCAGCUGCUGCCAGCUCUGCUCCUUUUUGGCCUCCCGGGGUACUGCUUCAUUCGGGGUCCCAGGACGGUGACAGGUGGAAAGCAGGAAUCGACAAUCGUGCGGUGUCACUACAGCCCCGGGUUGGAGACUUACAACAAGUGGUGGUGCCGAGGAAGGAUCUGGACCUUUUGCCGUGUGCUUGUCCAAACCAGUGGGACAGAGCAAGAAGUGACACGUGACCGUGUGUCCAUCAGGGACAACCAAAAAGACCGUGUGUUCACAGUGACCAUGAAGGGACUCAGGCGAGACGACGCGGGCGCUUACUGGUGUGGGAUUGAGAAACUUGGAGUCGACCACGGAGCACAAGUGAAAGUGAACGUUGACCCAGCAGGAAGCAGCAACACAGCGACAUCCAGCAACUCCCCUGCCAGGCCCAGCAACACGGGAAUGUCCUUAGGCUCCCAACGCUGGACCCACUACGUGCUCCUGGUGUUUGUGAAGGUGCCCAUCCUUCUCAUCUUGGUCAGCGUGGUCCUCUGGCUGAGGGGCUCCCGCAGGGUCCCAGAGGAGCAGUGGAUUCUGGUUGCCCCUGGGAAUGCACCCUUUCCACGGUCUGCCAAUGACGUGGGCCCUUAGUGGGAUACACAGCAAGGGCCCACCCAGCUUGGGCCUCCAUCCCAGCGCAGUCACCCCAAAUCCUGGGGGGGGGUGGGAUGACCCAGGCCAGUUGUGGAGACCCAGCCCUGGCCUUUCCCACAGUGCAAGCUCCUGCACUGUGCUCCCCCUAUCACCACCAAGGGUGGCGCUCAGGGCCAGGAGCUGCUGGGUGGAGCCCAAGUGGCAACCAGCAGGGCAAGGGGGCUGUCAGACAUAUGGACAGAAGGAUGUCAGACAGCUGGACGGCCCAACAGCUGUGUUCCCCCUGCUGGACUGAUGCUGCAGAGCCUGGGCCGGAAGCUCUGGGAGGCAGAGAAGGGCACCUGCCCAGUGGGUGCUUCCCGUCACUCCUGAGGCCAGCAGCACCUGCCGGGGCGCCUGCUGUUCAAGUUGGGCUUGAUGUCCAGCCAAGUGUGAAGCUCUCCUGCUAGAACUGAGUCCCUGGUGUGGGGACACGAGCCAGGCCCAGGAGGUGUCUGCUCUCCCCAGGGGAGUCCACUGUGAGCUCACAGACCACCAGCCCGCCCAGGCCACCAACAGGCACCUGGAUAAGUGAUGAAAGAUGCCCUAAGUGCUUGGGCCCCUGCAUCCGUGAAGGAGGUGCAGAAAAGCUCCUGGCUCCCGGCAUUGCACAAGCCCAUCUCAUCAUUGCGGCCAUCUGAAGAGUAAACUAACAGAAAGAAGAUCUGUCUCUCCUCCUGCAACCCUGCCUUUCAAAAAGGCACAAACAAAUAAACAAAUGAAAUAUUUGCAAUGAAUGCUCUGUUCCCUGUGGAGAUUUUGCGGCUGGGCUGUCAUGCUGGCGACUUCCCUGGAAGCAGAGGCACCGUUGACUUACCAGCCCAGCCCCCACCCUUGCUACAUUUCUGGGGAACAGUCAGUCCCAAGGGGCUCUACUGUACACAGAGGAGCACAGCUCACCCGACACACCCCCUCUCUGGGACAGAAAGAUGAAGAAGCCGUAUGUGAACCCCUAGAGCCGGCCAGCUGGGUGCUGGUAAAGGGUGGUAGACCAGAAGGACUUGCUAUGUACUAACCACAGCGUUGAUAUUAGGCAAGCCAAAGUGAGUCAGUGUUGAGAAGUGAAAAGAGUAAAUGUGAUGCUAUUUGAAGAGGAGGGCUAGACUUCCUCCCAGAGCAGGGGGACUCCCCUUAUGAUGGGGAAAUGGCCAGGUUCUUCUGAGAGCAGAUACAGGGCAGAGAGAAGCUGGUUAGGGGCAGGAGUCAGCAGCAGCCCAGGACAGAGAAAGAGGACAGUGAGACGGGGCCCGUCGCCAGGGCCUGGGACAUGAGCUCUUCACAUGAACUUAUAUAUUAUAAUCUAUAA